UUUUGUAAUAUCAAAACUUAAACACCCAAAACUCAAAAACAUCAUCCAUUCAUAACCCACUAAGAAGAAAAAAGAAAACUCAUGGAAGGUUUAAUCCCAUUUCUCCUUCAUGCUAUGAAGAAACAGAGGCCUCACCACAAUAGUUUCCGGUCCCUUUCCGACACCUCUAACCGGAGCUACCACUUGCUCGUCGGAGCUGAUUCCAUCGAGGGCUCAUCUCAUCGGAGAACUCGAUCGGAGUUUCAGCCUCCGGUCACCACUGUUGAUUUCUUGGAUCUGCCUCAGCCUAGAAGCUUCAAUAACAGAGCAUCUUCUCUGCUUUCCCCUGUUUCCAACCAGAAUGCUUCCAGAUUGCAAUUUGGUUCUAACAUGGCUGCUACAGACAAUUUACAAGGGACGAUUUCUGUUGAUAAUCUCCGUCAUAGGAAAUUCUGAU
Messenger RNA from Solanum stenotomum, 436 nucleotides. RefSeq lists its product as uncharacterized. The transcript has a single exon. Lineage: Eukaryota; Viridiplantae; Streptophyta; Magnoliopsida; Solanales; Solanaceae. The record is from RefSeq and is a predicted model, not a curated record. The coding region runs from base 82 to 435 and encodes 117 amino acids.